CAGAUUUCAGGUUUGGCUACCUCACGAGUCACGACCUGUCGACUGCUAUCAGCUAAAGCCCGCAGCUGAAUACGAACUUGUCUAUGCCACGCAAUGCCCAAAAGCGCUAAGUCGCGCAAGCUGCCUAUAACCCGGUCUGGCGAUGUUGCAGCAAAAAGGAGACCGCUUGCCGGUCCUGCUCUGAUUAGGAGAUUCCAUGUGCUGCAGACUGCAUUGCAAGCAGCAACGCGCAAAAGAGAUGCUGCGCAAAUCCAUUCGCUUGGAGAAGAAAUUGAUGGCCUUGGUGGUCUACAAGCGUACCAAAAGUCGAGCAUUGCUGGGCAAGAUGUGCGUAGAGGAGGCGAUAGCAGCAAGAUUUUGCUGUCGUGGCUCAAGUCGCCUACCUGCGCAGUGCAAAUCCCUCGUGUAGGAGAGCAGCCGGCCAAGGUUCUAGAGCUUGGUUGCUUGAGCGCAGAGAACUACAUCUCGCAGCAUCCGAAGCAACUUAUCCUAACACGGAUUGACCUGAAUGCGCAGAGCGCACAAAUACAGCAGCAGGACUUUCUGAUGCGACCUUUGCCUGCAGGUGAUGGCGACCUCUUUCAAGGCAUCAGUUGUUCGCUUGUGCUGAAUUUCGUGCCCAUUGCGGAUAGGGGCCGUUUCUUGUUGCAUCUGACUGCAUUCUUGCCUCCGUCAGCAGACACCAAUCACAGGCACUGGCUGUUUCUGGUCUUGCCUGCCCCAUGCGUCGUCAAUUCUCGAUACAUGACACUUGAGAUCCUAACAGACAUGCUCGAGACGGUGGGCUUCACAAUGCGUGAAUCAAAGAUGACGGAUCGCAUGGCCUAUUGGCUGCUCGAACGGACUGGUCCAGUCAAGACGGGCAAGACAUUCAAAAAGCAGGAGCAACGCAAGGGCAGCAAUCGCAACAAUUUCUGGAUACCCUUACAGACAUGAUUAGCUAGAUGCGCGCAUUAGGCUUGAGUCGCCAGACGGCAUCGCCUUGCCCGUCUUCCUCGGCGAGGCCUUCCACCUGUCCGUCUUGCUGUAGUUUUUGCAGAUGCAAGUCGACACCAUGUGCUGCUGCCGGGUACAAGUCAGGAUUGACAUCUUUAUAAAUCACUUUGACGAGAUCCAUGGCACUGGCCUUGUGUAGGCCCUGUGACUGAGCCCUAUGCCGUAGUAGUUUGACGAUUUCAUCUUCUCUUGCU
Molecule: messenger RNA, 1190 nt
Organism: Protomyces lactucae-debilis
Lineage: Eukaryota; Fungi; Ascomycota; Taphrinomycetes; Taphrinales; Protomycetaceae
Product: putative methyltransferase-domain-containing protein
Exons: 1
Coding region: 94-936 (280 amino acids)
Cellular component (GO): nucleolus
Molecular function (GO): rRNA (adenine) methyltransferase activity
Source: RefSeq, a predicted model, not a curated record